Rattus norvegicus (Norway rat) is the source of this 31747-nucleotide messenger RNA. The record is from RefSeq and is a predicted model, not a curated record. Lineage: Eukaryota; Metazoa; Chordata; Mammalia; Rodentia; Muridae.
UACGGCCAUGGCCCCGUGGCUGCAGCUCUGCUCCUUCUUCUUCACUGUCAACGCCUGCCUCAACGGCUCGCAGCUGGCAGUGGCCGCGGGCGGCUCGGGCCGCGCGAGAGGCGCGGACACCUGUGGCUGGAGGGGAGUGGGGCCGGCCAGCAGAAACAGCGGGCUGUACAAUAUCACCUUCAGAUAUGACAACUGUACCACCUACUUGAGUCCCGUCGGGAAGCACAUGAUUGCCGAUGCUCAGAACAUCACCAUUAGCCAGUAUGCUUGCAAUGACCAAGUGGCAGUCACCAUUCUUUGGUCCCCAGGGGCCCUUGGCAUUGAAUUCCUGAAAGGAUUCCGAGUAAUCCUGGAGGAGCUGAGGUCGGAAGGAAGACUGUGCCAACAACUGGUUCUGAAGGACCCAAAACAACUCAACAGCAGCUUUAAAAGAACUGGAAUGGAAUCUCAGCCUUUCCUGAAUAUGAAAUUUGAAACGGAUUACUUUGUAAAGAUUGUCCCUUUCCCUUCCAUUAAAAAUGAAAGCGAUUACCAUCCCUUCUUCUUCAGGACACGAGCCUGUGACCUCUUGUUACAACCUGACAACUUGGCCUGUAAGCCCUUCUGGAAGCCUCGGAACCUGAAUAUCACCCAGUACGGUUCCGACAUGCAAGUGUCCUUCCACCAUGCACCGCAGAACUUUGGCUUCCGUGGCUUUCAUGUUCACUAUAAACUCAAGCACGAAGGCCCCUUCAGACGGAGGACUUGCAGGCAGGACCAGAAUACAGAGACUACCAGCUGCCUCCUUCAAAAUGUUUCUCCAGGGGAUUAUGUCAUUGAGCUGGUGGACGACAGCAACACCACCAGGAAGGCUGCUCAGUAUGUGGUGAAGCCAGUGCAGUCUCCCUGGGCUGGACCCAUCAGAGCUGUGGCCAUCACCGUGCCUCUGGUUGUCAUAUCCGCAUUCGCAACACUCUUCACUGUGAUGUGCAGAAAGAAGCAACAAGAAAAUAUAUAUUCACAUUUAGAUGAAGAAAGCCCUGAGUCCUCCACAUACGCUGCAGUUCUCCCCAGAGACAGGCUCCGGCCUCGGCCCAAGGUCUUCCUCUGCUAUUCUAGUAAAGACGGCCAGAAUCACAUGAACGUGGUCCAGUGUUUCGCCUACUUCCUACAGGAAUUCUGUGGAUGUGAGGUGGCUCUGGACCUGUGGGAAGAUUUCAGCCACUGCAUAGAGGGCCAGAGAGAAUGGGUCAUUCAGAAGAUCCAUGAGUCCCAGUUCAUCAUUGUCGUGUGCUCCAAAGGCAUGAAGUACUUUGUAGAUAAGAAGAGCUACAGACACAAAGGAGGCAGUCGUGGCGGCACGGGGCAAGGAGAGCUCUUCCUAGUGGCCGUGGCAGCCAUUGCUGAGAAGCUCCGUCAGGCCAAGCAGAGCUCAUCUGCGGCACUGAGCAAGUUCAUCACCGUCUACUUUGAUUAUUCCUGUGAAGGGGAUGUCCCCUGUACCCUGGACCUGAGCACCAAAUACAAGCUCAUGGACAACCUUCCUGAGCUCUGUUCCCAUCUACACUCAGGAGAACAGGAGGAGCUGGGCCAGCACCCAGGACACAGCAGCAGAAGGAACUACUUUCGGAGCAAAGCUGGCCGCUCCCUGUAUGUUGCCAUUUGCAACAUGCACCAGUUUAUUGAUGAGGAACCUGACUGGUUCGAGAAGCAGUUUGUACCCUUCCACCCGCCCCCUGUGCGCUACCAGGAGCCAGUCCUGGAGAAGUUUGACUCAGGUUUGGUUUUAAAUGAUGUCAUAAGCAAACCAGGGCCAGAAAGUGACUUCUGCCUGAAAGUUGAGGCUUCUAUACUUGGGGCCACUGGGCCAGCUGACUCUUACUCAUACCUGGAGAAUCAGCAUGCAGGCCUGGACCAAGACACUGAGGCCCAGCCCGCCUGUGAUGGUGGCCCUGCCUUGCAGCCCCUGUUGCAUGCAGUGAAAGCUGGCAGUCCUUCAGAUAUGCCACGGGACUCAGGCAUAUACGACUCCUCUGUGCCCUCAUCAGAGCUGUCUCUGCCUCUGAUGGAAGGACUCUCCCCUGAUCAGAUAGAAACGUCUUCCCUGACGGAGAGCGUCUCUUCCUCCUCUGGCCUAGGUGAGGAGGAUCCCCCUACUUUCCCUUCCAAGCUCCUUGCCUCUGGGGUGUCCAAAGGAGAACAUGGUUUCCACAGCUACACUGAUGAACUCCAAGCAGCUGCCCCUUUGUAAGAGCACGGAAGAACGUAAAUGUCGUCACUUUAGCUGCUGUUCUCGCUGGUUCCCCAGCUCCUCUGGUCGUACAGCCUGCUUGGAGCUGAGGAGGGCUCGCACGAGGAUAUCUGGAAUGAAAUUCUGGCUAGCACUCAACCCGUUCUGCUCCAGCCUUCUAACAGAUACUUAGCGAUGUCUCCCAUUUCCCAGAAGCAUAUGGAACCCUGAAAGGCAUGUCCAUUAGAUCUGACCACAGCUGUCUGCGUGAGGUCCUUGCUUGGAUUGGAGCCUAUUCUGAGGGGUAGAACGGAAACAGGUAAAGAGAAACAGGAAAGCACCCGCACAGCCUGCUCUGGCUUUACUUGAACUCUGCAAACUCUAACUUGGCUACUUAGACUCAAAACAAUUUGUCAAGAGGGAAAAGCCCGAUUGACACUAUUACAGUUACCCAUGUCAAGUACCAUCGGGACCCGGGCUGUGCUGCAAGUGAUGUUUCUGUCCAUUUUGACGUGGAACUUACACUGUCCUGAGUGUUAAGAGAACUUUGAGUCCAAGGUCCAGACAAUGACUGAACGUCCAUCCAGUCACUUUUUGUGAAACAACUCCCUCUAUUACUGGGAAACAUGGCCAACCAGGACGGAAUCCUGUGGGUCCUGUGGAGCAGGCUGACCAUCUUGACUGUUGUAUGUGAAAUGGGUUGAUGAGUGUGCAGAAGGUGUCAGAACCUGGGUGUUUUCCCUGCGUUGAAGUAGCCAUCACGUGGGAGCCCUAGCCAUCUGUUUCGUUUCCCUGGGAUACAUUUACUGCUCUACCGUAGCUCGGGUGGUGACGGCUGGAAAUGGAGGCCUGGUGUCCAUUACCCAGCUGGGCAGCAACACUAUUGGAAUUUGUGGCUGUUGCUGUGUCUUGAGCGUUAGAGAGGUCAGAAUCCACUAAUACACGACAGGGCACGGGAGACGGUGGCCAGUUAAUCUGCUGGUUUUGACAAGUGACAAACCUCCUUUGCAGAAGGCUGAAAGGAGGAGAUUUGUUACAAAAGUAAAUGCUCUAUUUUUUAUGAAUGAACCUUGUACAGACACUCUGUUCCCAAAGGUAAAGCAUCUCUUCAUGUCCCACAUGUUAAUGAGAUGUAUAUGAUGAUGUGUCUGUCCCCUCUGCGGAAACCCUCGUCCCUCGCCCCGGCGCGCUUGGUGUGUGCAUCCUUCUCCACUGUUAUCAUGGCUGCUGCUGGGUUUUGGCAGCCUGUCUUCUGUCAGGGACUAUUCAUUUUUCCCAUUCCCCCUCCAGCUUGGAGCAGCAUUUAAGGGGUUGCCGAGGAAGAUCCCAAGGUCGGGUGUGGAGGGCUCAGGGGUUUUCCUUCUAAGCACCUUUUCCGUGGGGGCAGGAGGGACACCUCAGUUCCUGCUGAGAAGAAGAAGCGGUUUGUGUGUCUUUUGGAUGAAAUCAUCCUCAUCCCCGCUCUGCACGGGCAGCUGGCAGCUUCUCAGGAGAACGUGCUCCUGUGUUCUCUGGCAGAGAACAGAGCAGCUGCUCUGGGCAAGCGGUGAGCUGGUCUCACCAGGCAUCUCAGCAGAGGAGUUUGCACCGUAUUAUCACUGGAAUCCACACUGGGCAGGCAGAGCUCCCACCUCCGCAAGGCUCUCCUGGCCGUGCUCAGUCUUGGCAUUCAUUCUGUGAGGGAGAUUGGUGGGCCUACAUUGCUAAUGUAUGACCGCUCCCUGGGAACAUCAUCAGAGAGGUUUUUUUUCCUCUUUUUAAAUUGAGGCCAAGAAAUAUUUUAUGUCCCCCAAAGAGCCAUUAGAAACCACAUUUAGGAUAGAUACUCAGCUUUGCAUAGGGACUGUGAGGUCCCUGAGAGUGCCCAGGAGCAGCAUGGGGCCUUGGGCUUAGCAUUAGCUGGAUCCUAGGCCCAGGCAGAGAGCUCACUGCUUGAAUUCAGAUGAGGAAACUGUAGGGAAGCCAUGUGAACCAUGUAUCUUGCUAGUCUGAAAAGUCAGGGUCAGGCGAUGGUUUUUGUUUGUAUUUAGCAGUUGGGAUGCUUUUAUUUUGACAUACGGGAGCUUCUGAUCAGACGACCCAGAUUCUAACAUACCAGGCGAUGAAACGACAGUAAGGUUGCUUAACCCAGAACGAGCUGAUAGUGGGUGGAACAAUAUCUUUCGUCAGCCCCUUCCCCAUACAACCUCAUCAUUGAGCCAGGAGUGAGAAUUGCCUUGCAGGUUAAGGCAAGGCGCCAGCUCCGAACAGAGCUGCAGUCUUUGACUCAGAAUUGCCCGUGGAAUAGAGAAAGGUUCUGAGGAGGCACAGGCUUUUUGAUGCUGUAGGGAAACAAGAGUUCAGGGCUAAGAGUGAACCGUUUGUGGAGAAAUAGACCAGGUCCACUGGAAGGGAGGCCAGGGCGCCAGGAAACCAAGGAAGUUGUUGACCUGUGUUUAUGGGUGUCCCACAGGUGCUUCUCAUGUAUGUGACUGGCUCAAAGGUGAAUCAGAAACAAAGCUCACCUGCCCUUGAGGUCCCAAUUUACCGUGUCAUAGUGGUGCAUGUUGCUAAUUUUCUUGACAACCUCAAGUGGUAGGUCCUCUGACUUUUAUGUAAGUAACUAAAUAGGGAACUGCUCCCCCCAAUGUGUGGGAUUGCAGGAGUGCAGGAGCUUUUCAGAAGGAACAGGGAAACUGUUAUUCCUGGUGGUGAAAUGGCACAAAAGAAAGGAAAAUAGCAAGUCCUAGCUACCUCAGCACAAGAGAACAUUCUGCCCUUAUUGGGAAAGGGUAGGCAACACCAAUGUGAAGGUUUCUAGUCUUUUUAAAAGUCCUCCAUUGUUGGGGAUGGUUGCUGGUAAUUGGCAAAGUUUGUGUUUUCUGGGGCAUCAGUAUACCCAGGCAUAAGGAAAACGGUAACAUAGCACCUAGAGGAGAGACAGUAGUGCCUGGUGGUGACUGGAGCAAACCAAGGCACCCUUGCCCAGCCUUCAGGGGUAGAGGGCUUUCCAGAUGCAGUAUUUCCUGGGCUUCUGCUUUUCACAAAAAGCUGAAAGUGUCAUUUUGAAGCUGUUGAUGUCUAGCAUUGGCAAGACAGCUCAGUGAAUAAAAGCACCUCUGGAACAAACCUGGACAACGUAAGUUUAGUCCUGGAACCCACAGUGGAAGGAGUGAGGAAUCCCUGUCCCAAAAGUUGUGUUCUUUGGCUUCCUCAUGCUGGCAGUGGCACUCGCAGAUAGCCAUGGCAUGGCGUCACGUGCAUGCGUGCGUAAGAGAGAGCGUGCUUUCGUGUAUCUGCAACACCAAAAUCACACACAACCGAAAAAUAAGCCAAACGUUGCCAAUCGAACUUUGGGAACUACUGAGGUGACCCAGGACCAACAGAAUGUGUAGCUAGAUCUACUUUGCCCAGCGGCUGCCAGUUUGUGACUUCCGCUUUGUAGGAUGUGAAAUGAAAACCACCCGCAGUAAUAGCACGUAUGUGGAGCCCUGGGAAGCGCUGUGCUAGCCCUAUCUAUCCUCCAGAAAAAUCAUGCUCUCCCGAUGAUUUUGAUUCUUAAAACAGGGUCUCUAGUAGCCCAGGCUAGCCUUGAACUGCUGAUACUUCCCUCUCUGAUGUGUGCCAUGCAUAGCCUUAAUAUGAUUCUGAAUACGUUUUAAACAUCUUGGUUGUGUCUUUUAUUAGUGUCUCAAGAGAAAGGGAGGUCAGCUGUUUUUGGUGGUGGUGGUUUUUUGAGACAGGGUUUCUCUGUGUAGCCCUUGGAACUCUUUAGACCAGGCUAGCCUCCAGCUCAGAGAUGUGCCUGCCUCUGCCGCUGCCACCACAUCCCCUUGUUAAUUUCAAAGUCAGAUCUCUAUCGUCCCAUAUUAAAAAACAGGCAGCAGUUGCAUUUAAAAACCCCCAAGACUUAUUUAUAGCUUAGUUCUAAUUAUAGUCGUGGUUUUGUGUGUGGGUGCAAUUCUGAGCUCAUGCCAAGGUGUUAUUAGGAGAAUUUAUUUGGGGGCUACAGCAGAGGGUCUCCCAGAGUGUCCUCACACUGGGUUUUGCCAUCUUCCCGUCUCUGCAGUCUGGGACAGGCUCUUCUGGAGGAAUGCUACAGGAGACAAAGAAAAGCUCUCCUACUGUCGAGAUCCCAGGUGUCCCCGUGCUGUUUGACCACCCUUGUUAUUAUCGUCACAUUUCCAGACUUUCCCAAGAGGGAAAGCUGGCCAAGGGAGAGCCAGCAGUAAGUGGUUGGGUUCAGUUCCGGUUUUAGAACUUGGGGGCGAAGAAAGGCUGAGAUCACCCAACACGAUCCUCGGCUUGACCGGCUGCGCCUGAGUUGUUCCAGACGCACGGCUGUGGCUGAGACUCUGGCUCUUCAGCCGAGGGGAUUCUGUAACCUCCCUGCUAAUCGGAUGGUCCUUUGUAUGUCUUCCUUGCAGAAAUUCAAACCAGCUUUCUUUUGUCUACAGCGCAGAGGAGAAAGAACAGCUGGUCACCUUCCCAGCAUAGAAAACCACAGUGAGGUCAUCCCCUGGUGGGCUCCCCCACCCCCAGUAGUAAAUAAUCCCACCCACUUAAGGUCUUUCAUAGCUCUUGUGCUCUGGGGGCUUAACGAUUUCCACCGUUCUUGGACUCCUCAGCCUCACGUUCAGUUUUGUUAUCCGAAUGACACCCAUGCCUUAUUCGCAUCGGCGCCGCCUGACAGCCAUGUUAGGAUUACAGGGAGAUUUGUACAGGCCUGCUGCUCUCACUGCAUAAAAGUAUCAUGGCACUUUAAACACGCUCAUUCAGAACACCACUCGUUUUCUCGAUGGUAGUCCUUGCUGUUGUGGUUGCCCGGCAGGUGAACAGCUGGUGCUCUUUCCUGAGGCAUCUAGUGCCUUCCUUUAAUCUGAAGACGUUCUUCAGCACCUGUCCUGAGUGGCAGCUACCCCACACCCCAACCUUGGGUUCUAUUUUUACCUCUCUCUGGACUUGCCUUUAUUUUGUGAGCACUUCACCAGAACCCCUGGCGAGGCGAGGCCAGAGUGCUAAGUGCCAGCUUCCCAUUAGCUGUUGGGGACUAAUUUCCAAACACCUUUGAAUGCCUCAGGGAGGGCCUCUGGAGAACUCUGGCCAAUCGUUGUCUUUCCUGCCCCUUGGUUCAUUCUUGAUACUCACCUGGAAUCACAGAUCCCUCCAGGGCCUCUCCCUCCUCCAGGGCUGUAUCUCUCUCAGUUAAGCAGGCGUAGGGUUUGAUACGAUCACCAGACAGAAGCAGUCAUCCUGACUGGAUAGAUAGCUAAUGUUUGUAUCACAUGGACUCGGGCAGGAAGGGAAGAAGGAGCAGUUGCCCUGCAUGGCUACCACUGGAUUAUACUCAGAGCAGUCAUUUUGAGAGUAGCUUUGCUUUUCGAGAUUUGUUAUUUUUUUUUUUUUACUGUGGAAGCUCCCAUGUUAAGGAGGAAGGCCCGCAGGCACAGCAAGGAUUGGUGCCGUUGUUCUGUUUUGUCUCCUUUAAGUUUGUCCUUUCUGGGAUUUUUGGCAGAAUGGUAAGCACUGACAGCCUGUAGCACUGUGCCAUAUUUUUACGUUGGAGAUCUUGGUGGUAUAUUGUGGUAUAUUUGACUGUAUAAACUCUGUAAAUAGAUGAUCAUAAGUCAUGACUGACAUUUGUAAGAUGUUUUUUUGUACCUUAGAGUUUCUACAUCAAAUAAAAUGUUCUCUUGUAAGCCUGCAAUAGCUCCUUAUUUUAGAACAUCUGUCUUGUUUCCUUCUUAGCUUGCCCUCCUGGCUGCUUGAGGAAGAGUCUGCCUCAGACUGAGAAGGAAAGAAGAGCUGGACCUGGCAAGCUGAGUCUGCAGAGCAUUUCACAGUGAUGAAUCAGUGCAUUUACAGAGGGAUGGAGGAGCACAAGGAAAGACCCAAGCGGCCAAGGCAGAACAACUUCUCCAUGUUUCCCUCUCCCAAAGCCUGGAAUUUCAGAGGGCGGAAACGGAAGCAGAGUGCCCAGGAUGAAGAUGCCGUCAGCCUAUGCAGUCUUGACAUAAGUAACAUCUGGAGCAGGAGCCGGCACAGACUAUGUCUGAUGAACACCGGUUACAUACCAAUGGCUGCAUCACUGCCUCGUGUUGUCUUUGAAAGUUUCGAAAAACAAGAACUCGAUUUAUCUUGGCAGCAUUUGAAGAAUGUCUUUCUUUCUCUACACACAUACUUACAUUCCUUCCUUUGGUUUUUUUUUUUUUUUUAAUAAAAACCAACAAAGCAAGAGGAAAACUAAAACCUACCUGAGAAGACUGUGUGACAGACAAGGCCAGAUUUUUGAGCACAAUGCAGGACUUCACUGGGCUAGUGAUCGGCCUAAAGGCGGAGGCUGUUAAACCAUGCAUUUGACAUGCAGGCCUCCUCACCAUCGCAUAGAGGGCUGAUGGCGUCCACUGCUCCCUCAGCCUCCCUCACAGGUGUCUCUCGGGAUAAUGGUAGGCCUGGAAAAUUUCUGUUACUAUAAACAACCAUCCCUGGGUUUCCUUUCCUUUCCAUUUAAUGACAUGACUGCCACUCACGGUGUCCGUUACGUGGCUACCAGGUGGGAGAGUAGCAAUGAACCGCCACUCAGCUCAGGGCUUGUUUACCCACAGUCGAGGAGAGGGCAGAUUCUGGGUUCUAAGCCAGUGGUGGAAUGCCAGUGCAGGGUUUGUUCUUACCCAUUCAAAUGAGACAGGACCCUGUGUCUUGAACAUUACCCACACAAGAACAGUAGGACCUCCCGCGGAGACAUCACAGCAUUUCAGCAGCUAAAGGUGUGUCUCCCAGCUAGAUGAAGAAUCCCUUCCCAGUCUCCUUCUGGGGCUCCUGAGGGAAUCUCCCCUAGGAAAGUAAUGACCCUGACAGGCCAACCCCUACCUGCCUUGUGGCAAUAGUUUACUUGAAACAGUGUAAACUCUAGAUGUCAUUACUAACUGUAAGCCUCAAAGAUACAGAAAACUCUUAAGUUCUGAGCGGGCCUCAAAAAGGACCUGAGGAUCUAGUCAGCUUCACCAUACCAAACUUAAGAGAAAGAUAUAUCGUCCGUCUGUCUGUCUGUCUGUCUGUCUGCCUGCCUGCCUGCCUGCCUCCUACGUACCUGUGUUUCUCUUCUGUUAAAUCAGCAGGUAACCUAUAAGAAACAUGACUUGUGCAUAUAGCUAACGAAGAUAGUGCACUUUAAAUGAGAUUUGCUUGAGGACUGCUAUAAAAAAUUAUCAGAGACUGACUGCCUUAUCAAGGACUGAUCUGGGAACAGGAUAGAAGGACAGCCCAGUUCUGGCAAGGGCCUCUGUCAGGGUUGCCGGCUGUAGGUGUCUUGGUCUCUUUAUGUAGAAGACAAAGGGUAAGGGUUCAAAGGGAUCUCUUUGAGGACCCCACCCCUAAGACCUAAUUAACUCCCAGAGAUCUUGCCCAAUACCCUCACUUUCAGGUUGAAUUUCAUUCAAUUCAUGUAUUUUGAGGCACACAAACAUUCAUUCCUGAGUGUCUGUUAAGAGUUUGAAGCUGAAACUUCAAUAUACACUUACGUUUUGAACAGUUAUUCUCCAGCUGAUGUGUACUUUGAAAGAUACUGGAAACUCUGGGGAUGGGGCUCUUAGAAGAAAGUGGGCUGGUGGAGGCCAUGGUAUACCUGUCUCUGACUGCAUUCUCUGCUGUAGUCCACAGCUGGGUUUCACACAGUGUGGUGUAGCAGACGGAAUCGCUUUCUAGCAAUUGUGCUCCACGAUACCUUGUUUUAUGCCACCUGCAAUUUUACCGGUUGCUGUGUUUCUCGGCCACGAUCUCCCUCCAACACAGCACCAGAAGUCAAGAUGGCUGAACUUCAAAUGAUUACCAGAGUACAGAAAUGACACUGCCUUGUGCUGGUCAUCCUCAUGUGGAAACAGAGCUCCUGAAAUUAAAAAUGGGCUUCUUCUGGAGGCCUAGUAAGGAAAUCUGAACAUGGGAUGGUUUGUGGAAGGUGUCGCUGUGUGAUACACAUGAUGCAAGGACUCCUGGGAAACCAGAGUCAGGAACAACAUUGCCUCAGGGGCCUGGGGCAUUUGUUUGUUUUGUAUUUGAAAGAAGAGUGGCACUUAACUGAGUAGAUGCUGUCUAUGCAAUGUGCUCUUAAAGAGGCUCGAGUGCUUCUGUGGGAAGAAAGGUUUCUGGUCAUACUUUAGUUCUUCUGUGGGAAGAGGCUACUGCAAGCCUUUUCCUUAGGAAUGUCUUUCUGCGGCUUGGAAUACAUUUCUCAUAUAUGAAGUCCGUGAAGAGCACGUCAGCGUUUUUUGGCUCUGUUUCUUGUUCAUUCAUAUCCUUACUGAUUGGACAUAUCCUGUGCCCUCCCUGCACUCAUGGUGAGCAAGCCAGUCAAGGUUUUGGGUUAGCUCUCUAUUGUAGACAAAGUACCCAAGAAAAUCAACUUAAAGGAUGGCUUGUCUGUUUUCGUCCGAGGCUUUAGUCAAGGUUGAUAGGUCCCACUCUGCUGAGCCUGAGGCGAGCAGAGCACUGCGGUGUGGAGCCUGUGUCCACUUUACGGUCAUCAGGAAGUGGGAGACAGGGACAGAUGAAUAUGCUUCCUUCACCUAGGCUCCACCUCCUGCGUUUCCCUCACCACCUCAAAGCUUAUCAGAUCAAUCAUUGUGUUACUCUACAAAUGAGGUCUGAGGGCUCCUAGCCCGACCCCUUCCCUAAGGCCCUUCAGCAGGCAGCCAUGUUUUUAGCACAUGGUCUUCAGGGGACAUUUUAUAUUCAAACCACAGCAGUCCAGCUGUGGACAAUGUUUUAAAGGUCAGAGCUGCAGGACUAUAACAGUGGAAGUUGUUCAUUGCUCAGAUGUGAGCAUGCUGUCCAGAGGCUUUUUAACUCAGGACCCUAACCCAGUCCCGAGAGGCCACGGAAGUCUCCCUUGGCGAAAUGGAAGCUGAAAGAAGAAAAAGAAAUAACCAGGCCUUUGGGGAGUAGAAAGGAAGUAUGGCCAGGGAACCCAAGUGCAAAGCCUUUGCGGUAGGGUGGACCAUGCUGCUCUAACAAGGAGGCAGCUGGAAGGUAACUCUGCAGCCUCCAAGGUCAUGUCUAAGACUUCGGCUGUGGGAAGUCUGUACUAAGCAAGAACAUGGUCUGUGUUUGGGAGGGUUCUUCUGGCUGCUGAGUGGGGCCUUGUUCCAAGUCAUUAUAUCCCUCCUGGGAAGGUGGAAGAUAGACAUUGUUAGAAGGCUCAGCUGUGUACUUUACCGUUUGUAUGGCAAACACAAGACCUCAUUUUAAUUAGGACGCCCUUCAAAGCACACCCAACGUGAUUCAUGAGAAAAACCAAACCAAACCCUACAGAUAAGUAGGAGUGAAAUAGGCCGGCCUAGAAGCAGUGGGGGAAGCUAGCGGAGGUUUGACUCUGAGGUUUCGCUUGACUCUCUGAUGUGGGAGCCCUCUGUCAGCGGUUGUCCCAGGUACACUCGGCUGUGACCAUAAACAUUUUCCAAUGGGGGAGUAUUAAUCUCUGUUCCAUUGCCCCUAAAAGAACAUCCAAUAUCGGGGCCAAAUGAAGGGCAAGGAGCCUUGGUCAGCUCUUCUUAAGCCACAAGGUCCCGUGGCCCGGGUCAGCCGUGACCUGGGGGAAAUAGUAGGCAGGAGGACAGGGUUGCCCCCAUGUCCUGUAGGCAGAGGUGCUGCUGACUCUGCACAGUGCCACCAGCAAAAUCAAGUGGAAGGGACUCUUUAGUUUACUCUGACCAGGAGUGUGGGGUGAAGAAAAUGCCUUCCUAUCCUUCUAAAGGGCUUGGGCAUCUCAGGAAGAGCUCGUCUUGAAAACCAGGCACAAAGAGGGCUGGAGAGGUGGAAAGGAAAGUCUCUUGGGAGCGUUUUUGGUUUGCAUCUGUCACUCAUGGGACAGCCUGCCCUGCCUCUCCUCCCCCAUGUCCUCUACGCUUCCUUUUAAAUUCCCACAUGACAGGCAGGAGGGGGAGGAGGUCUGAGGCCUGCUCGCUCUUUUGCUUCAUUUCAAGGUGUAGAUGAGAACCCGUGGGUCAGACUAUGCUUUCUGUCGCCUAGAGGGAUCCCCAGUUUUAAUUUUGCUCCUGGGUAUGGGUCUUGUCCAGUUGGUAAUUAUUAUAAGUCAUUAAUAAGAGUGUUCGUGUCCAUAUGCGUGUUCAUGUAUAUACAGGUUGCUGUGUGUUCAUCAGGGAACAUUUACCUUGUUUUUUGAGACAGACUCUGUCACUGUCUUGGCACUUACCAACUAGGCUAGUCUGGGUGGCCAGUGAACCCUGGGGACUCCCUGGUGUCCACCUCCCUACUCCUUGGAUAACACACACCACACACACACACACACACACACACACACACACACACACACACACACACACUGCCCGACUUCUUCCUUACACAGUGGAUUUUGGAGUAUGAAUUUGGGCUCUCAGACUUGCAAGGCAAACUCUUUACUAACUGAAUUAUCUCCCUAGCUCAUAGGCUUAAAAACAAAAUUUGCUUUUAAAUUUACUUCUCUUAAAGCUAGUCAUGCCAGUACAUCUCUCCAGCACUCUGGAGACAAGGGCAAAGGACAGGUGGAUGGCAAGCUCUGAAGCCCAUCUAGGCUACCUAGUAAAAGUCUGUCUCAAAAACAAAUCAGCCACCAAGACAGUUAUAAGUUUCCAGUAACCUUUAGAAAAAUGCGGCACCUUCUCCAUGGGGGUGGGGGUGGGGGCUGGGGGUGGGGGAGCUCCUGGGCAUGGGGUUGGUAACAGAGCUUUUCUGAACUGCUGCAGGCUACAGGGUUCUGGUUUCCUCCUGAGGUCCAGGCGGGAACAGGCUUUCCUCGUUAGCCCACAGGCCCUGGACCAUUGAGGACUCAGGCUCCCUUUUAAAAGUGGGUGUCUGGAUUGGGAUCUGUCCAAGGCUCCUGCCAGCCAUUACCAACACUCACUUCUGACUCAAGUUUCCCUGGGAUCACCCAGGAGACCAUCCUCUGGGCGUGGCUUUGAGGCGCUGACCAGAUUGGGUUAACUGGAUUCAGUGAGACCAUCAGCCCCCACCUCUUGCCUACAGGACUUUGCCACCACAAAGGACUAUACACUGGGACUGUCCAAAUAAAUCCUCCCCCCCUUAAAAAACACGUCUGACUGAGCUGCCCUGCUACAAAGCACACUCUCACCUAGGCAGACUCGGUUUUAGAUUUUGAAUAUUUGAAGAGCCCAAGCCGUUCUCCUGUAGCAUCCACCUCUGCUCCGUCCAGUUGCAAUGUGAGAGUGUGAUGGCUCCUUCCCUUCACCAGCUUCCGCCCUGGAAAUGACCCUGAAAUGUUUCUUCUGUUCAUUUCUCACACUGCCCAUGUAACCACUUUUAGCCCUGUCUUACACACACACACACACACACACACACACACACACACACACACACACACACACACACAAUGAGAUCCAUGAACUUAAACUGGCCAGAAGAAUCAUGUCUUUAUUUUUACAAACCCCAGCUGAAAUUCGCAUUUCCAUUCCGUAAUCAAGAACAAGUCAUGGCAGCAUGGCAGUUACCUGUGACUCAGUUACAGAAGAAUGCUCCUCCGUGUCACGCUGAUUGCCUGUGUCUCAAAGUACCUCGCUCGCUGGCAAUUAUUCAAAACGACAGUUGUGAUUAGACCCGCCGCCACAUCUGUUCAGAGAAACCCAUGUGGUAAAUUAGUUUUUUAAUAUGCUGAUAAGUAUCUUUCAAAAUAAUAGGUUUUCCUAUAGAGCAGUGCGUGAGGCGGGGUGGGAGGGGGAUGAGAGCGGCCACCCCUGGGUUCCUUCGAGAAGACAAUGGAUGGGUUAUAGAACUAGAAAACAAUGGAGUCCAUGAAACGCCUGUUUUCCUUCUCAUACUCCUCAAGGCUGGUGCUGCGGAUCUGUGAGAGAGUAUUUAUUCUUCGCUACUGUGGUAGAUCUGGCCCACAAUCCAGCCUCUUUCACCACCCUACCUUUUUGUUGUUGUUUUGAGACAAGAUCCUAGUAUAGGACCUGGCUGACCUGAAAUUCAUUCUGUAGACUUGGCUGGCCUCACAUUUGUGGGGUUCUCCUGCCUUUGCCACCCCACUGCUGUGGUCACAAGGGUGGGGUUCCCCACUCAGCUGCUACUGUUUGGGGGCAUUUAUAAGCGUCUCCUAACAGAUACCAUGGGCCUUAGUGGGCUGCCCUCAGGUUUUCUUGGGCUUCUGGAGCUGACCAUGGCUGGGUUCCUAUACGUCUACACCCUCCCUGCCUUGUCACCUUCACUUCCUGUGCCACCAACCAGGGCCAUUCUUCUCUGCCUUCUUGCCCCAGAUCUUGUCCCAUCCUCUGGUCUUAUUUCCCAGGGUCGCCUGCCUGGCUCUGGCCUGAGGAACUUGGUGUUCCCGGAGGCUGCUUCCUCCAGACAGCCGCACCUGUCUGUAUUGCUUGUAUACAUCUCUCCUGCACGGUCACCCAGUUUAUUUCCCCGUGGCCUUUUGACAUGCUACUUGCACCAGAUUUUCUUUUGACAAUGUCAUGUUGCUUCAACACUGGUAUCCCUGGCCAGAUGCUGACGGACAAUGCAGAAUGGAAGUCCUCCAUCUCAUUCUGCACACACGUGUCAGUCUUUGGAUAAAAUUCUGUACUCGAUAACCUGCCGUCCUGGGAGGUCUCAUUUUUCUAAAUACAACCUUCCCCCAUCUCCUGAACUUCAAGUCAAAUUCCAGACUCGGGCACUCAGGCUCUUCUUAGUGCUGGCUGUUGCUCUUGUCUGAGUGUGAUUCCUGAUUUAUGCACCCCUGGAGCUACAGGAUUCCUCUUUAGGAAGCAGUAAUUCAACCAAGUCAGGGAAAGGCUGGGCCAUAAAGUGCAUGUAUCAGAGCAGGGUUUAAUGCAGCAGGCAGCUAAGCCCAGAGCUGGGGAGAUUAUCAGCUGCAUGCUUCACAUUUCUUCUCCAAGAUGAGCAGUAAGAAUGAUGUACUAGGAGCUGGACAAAUGGCUCAGUGGUUAAGAGCGGCUGUUCUUUUUGGAGGACCUGGGUUCGAUUCCCAGUACCUACAUGGCAGCUUACAACUGUCUGUAGCUGCAGAUCCAGGGGAUCCAUUCCACCAGGCAUGCGUGUGGUACACAUAUGCGUUCAGGUAAAAUACCCAUAUAAAAUAAAAUAAAUAAGUACUUUUUUAAAAGGAGGAUAUAAUAUACUAAUGGAUUUUAAAGCUCAUGGAGCAACGUGUGACAAUUCCGUUCAGGUUUAUUACCGUUAUCGAAUGGAGGGAAAGCCGAGGACCCGUGGUGUUGAUUCACAGAAGAGAAAGAAGAAGCCUGUUAUGGAGAUGUCUGGUGAUGUGUCUGAGAAGCCUGGGGCUAGACACUUGCCACCUGUGCACCCUGGGAACUGGUACAGUGACGGGUUAAGUCCCAGGGUAGUGAGUUUGCAGGUUCUUUUUUAUAUGGACCCAAGAAGCUGCCUGAGGAAGAAUCUGGGGAGUUAUUCUGCCCUGCCUUGAGCUAAGUCAGCCAAGAGAGCAAAGUGGAAAGGCACUGAGGUAGUCCAGGGACCUUGGAGACCCUCAGCACAGAGGAUACUCCUUGUUUCUACAAAAGAAACCCGUGCCCCCAAUCUCUGCUCCCAGGCAUGGGACUUCCCUGCUGGAGGCUGGGGCUGGGUGUGUUGGGGUGAAACCUGACUGAGUCGCUAGGGGAGAUUUGGGUCUUCUGCUGUGACUAUUCCUCAGGGAGAGGCAAGGUCACAGAGCCCAGGUACCAAAUCCACAAGGCUGCUUACUGCUGUCCAUACUGAAGGUUUGUGUUUGACCAGGAGGAAUGUGACCUUAUUUGCCUCACAUUAGCCCAGAAAAACAAGAUUAAAAACCUCAGGGGUUGAAGAGGUGGCUUAACAGCUAAGAGCACUGGCCACUCUUCAGAGGAAUUAGGUUCAGUUCCCAGCACCCACUGACAGCUCACAAUCAUCUGUAACUCCAGGGGAUCUGACACAUUUUCUUUUAGGCACUGGGCAUGUGCACGGUACACAUGUAUACAUACAGGAAAAAACACUCAUACACAUAAAGUAAAACAUAAUUCUUAAACAUGAAACAGCUUCAUAGAUAAAUAGUGGACACCUCGGCGUUAGUGCGUAAAAGGGAAAAUCUUCACAUCUCUUGGGAUAGGCUUUGGCUAAUUUAGUUUUCUUCCUUUUGCUUCUCUGUAACUCCUGAUUUUUCUGCCAAUAUCAUGUAAUAUGUAUAAAAUUUGUUUUUUAUAAAAGACAAAACAAAACGUGAAGAACCAGGUGGUAGUGUCACAUGCCUCUAAUCCCAGCACUUAGAAGGCAAAGCAGAGGCAGAGGCAGGUGGCUCCCUGAGUUCGAGGCCAGCCUGGUCUACAGAGUGAGUUCUAGGACAGCCAGGGCUACACAGAGAAACCCUGUCUCAGGGGAAAAGGAAAGGGAAGAGAGACUAAACUUUAGUAGUCCUCUACUUGCCUCUCCGUGACCCUUUAAUACCGUUCCUCAUGCUUUGGUGACCCCCAACUAUGAAGUUAUUUUGUUCCUACUAUAAUUUUACUACCAUUAUGAAUUGACAUACACAUAUCUGAUAUAGAGGAUAUCUUAUAUUUGACCCACAGGUUGAAAACCACUGGGCUAACUGACAUAAAGCUAACUGACAUAAGGGAACUCUAGCAGGAGGGGCCAGAGACUGUUGUAGAGAGGACUGAAAGAGAGUGGAGUGACUGUCCAGGCAGAGUCUGAGGUACCCAGGGCAGGACUGUGGUGAGAAAGGACUAAUCAGAGCUGAGAGGAGUAGGGAGGAGAUGGAGCACCGCAACCUAGAAGAAGCAAGGACCUGGAGGACACACAGCCACCCCCAGACCCCCACGGCUGGCACUUAGUCCUUAGGUGGGAUCUGAGGGAACGUCCCCACCGGAAGGUGUAGAGAAGAGAUGAUGCAAAAUGAGUCUCAUUCCACUCAAGUCCUCAAAAGCAGCAUCUUAAACAAGUUUCUUGGCCUCUUGGUGCCUCAGUUUCCCUUUUCGUAUGCUGCCUCAUGUGGUUGUAGUAUGAAGGGGACUGAAUGAGCUGGUGUGUGUGAAGUGCCUACCAUGGUAUCUCUGUGCAGGACGUGUGGUAUAUGCUAAUCAAUGAAUAACUAAAAUCUAGGAUUUGAGACCUGAAGGACCUGGACCGUGUUUAAUUAUUCUCUCCCCAAGUGCUUCUCAGAAUAUCAUAGGUCUAUGCUUAUAGCUGUUGACUAAGUAGACCUCAAAUGGCUAUGUCUUGGGAGAGGGAGGGAAGGAGGGUAAGAGGAAGGAAGGAAGGAAGGAAGAGAAACUUGGCUUAAAUUCCAAAUAAAAAAACUUUAUUUUUUUAAUCGGUGAGCAACCGUUUCACUAAGUAGGGAUUACCAAUAUUAUUCAAAUUUCAGGAGUCACAGUUCCUUUUAUCUGUAUAUGAUGGUUGAUGGCUUGGGAAAGCAUCAAUUACAAAAUAAGAACUGAGCAUGGCGGCAUAUUCCUGUAAUCUAACACUCGAGAGGUUAAGGCAGGAGAACUGGACAUUUGAGGGCAGACUGGGCUACAUAGUGAGAUCCUGUGUCCAGAAAACAAGACAAAACCAGAGAAGGGUUAAAGGCACUUCUGAUUGUGUGACAGUGCCUUAGGGAUGGGGAGGGAGGAUGGAUUCAAACCCCGGAAAUGUAGAAAGCAUCUUCACUUUGGAUAUUGAACCAGAAUAUCUAAGGUUCAGAGAUAUACUCAGAGAAUACCGCUUGUAAGACAGGCUUUCCCAAAGAUCCCUGCCUGACCACUUUCCACCUGGGUGUGUGGAUACACACGUGCACUCAACAUCCACCUCUGCCUGGACGAAAGGCCCCUUUCCAGGGGUUGUCAGGGAAGAUGAAUGCAGAGGUAGCGUUUCUAGAAUACAUUGUUUCCCUAAUUCUAGAAACAGUUAACCUGGAUUUAAAAAAAAAAUGUUUUCAGAGACAUUCUUCCAGCUUUGUGUUGCUGUAGGGUUUCUUUCUAAAAAUAGAAAGUGUGUUUUCUUUGUCUGAUAAUUAAAUUUCUUGCGGUUUCACCCAGAGGUAAAGAGGACCGUCUAUUUUGGGCUACUAGAGUUGACACGGCAUCAUCUCUAAAGCAGCCAAGCAAGGGCCUUGUGGGAGGCAUGUGUGAUUCUAGACUAAGAGUUGAGACUAAGGUAUAAAAAUAGUAAGUGAACUAGUGCUAUUGAGCUCCCGUGUGUGUGUGUGUGUGUGUGUGUGUGUGUGUGUGUGUGUGUGUGUAUGUUUGUGUUUGUGAGUGUAUGUAUGUAUGUUUGUGUGUGUGAGUGUGAGUGUGUGUGUGCAUGUGUGUGUGAGUGUGAGUGUAAGUGUGUGUACUAUAUGUAGUAUGUGCUCAGUUUGUACGUGUGUACCCACACACCCAGGCCGAGGUGAAUGUUGAAUGUUAGCCUCAGUUACGCCCCUUUGUCUAAUUGUCUGAGACAGGUUCUCUCAUUAAGCCUGGAGGUCACCAGUUGUAUGGACUGUCUGGCCACCAAGCUCCAGGGACCCUCUUGUCUCUGCUCCUACUCUAAACCACAGGUGCCCACUGCCAUAGCACUGAGCUUUUUACUGUGUAGAAGCACUCACUUGUCCCCAUUUUACAGAUGAAAAGAACAAGGCCAUCAGAAGUGCGGAUACUUGAUCAAAGUGUUGAAUCUACAAUCCAAAGAUGAUCACUGAGUCAGAUUAUGUACAAAUUUGCUGCAGAAAACUUCAGGUCUUGUGUUAUUUUAACUUUUAAAUGUGCUAAUAUUGUGAGCAGCUCAUAUAGGCUAAUGAAGAAUUAUGUAAGUUCCUGCCUUCUUCCCUCUCCCCCAAAGAAAUCCUGAUUCUGUAGGUACAGGGCACUGAGGUGUUAUUUUUAUCAUCCCCAGGAACAUGCAGAAAGAAUGAAGUUGCUUCAUAAAAGGUUGGAUUUUCCUAUCAGCAGGAGGUGAAGGACGCUUGACUCAGUGUAAUUAAGAUAAAAAUAAAACUCUCCGAGUGGUUUUACUAAAGAAAGAACUGGGGGCCUGCUGAUAAUAAUUAGUAUUGAGUUCAGCUUUCAGAAAAGCCAUAGCUACCUCAAGGGUGCUGUGAGGGCUGGAUGGUAAUUGCUCAGUUCUGCACUCCCAGGAGCUCCUGUUGCAGAGCUGCCCUGAAAAAUAUGCUUUAUAGGAAAAAUUAUAAGCUGCCUAUUGUCAAGGUCUGCCACAUUUUUGUGUCAGAGUGAGAUGUUAUUACCGUCCUCGUGGUUCCGGGCCCUUUGUAUAUGUUUUAUCUUACCUUUUAGUCUUUCAAAAGCUAUCUCCAGAAGGCAUGAGAGUCACUCUACAUCUGGGGAAACCGAGGACCCAAGGAAUUAAAUGAACUGCCCAAGACAAGAGCCCAUGUGUAGCACAACUUAAAUCGAUCCUCCAAACGUUUUCCCUUUGUUUAUUAUUAUAGAAAUUGUUAGGCCUACACAGCAUUUACGGGAGCGUGUAAUGGAGUCGCACAUGUUGGCCGCCUGCCCCAUUUGUCUCCACUCAGUUCCAAAGCCACACACGUGAUUGUUUUCAUUGUCUUAAAGGAAGCCCUGGAUGCCCUAUCAUUCAUUCCACAAAUAAACCCACAGAUACUUAAAUGUGAUACAAGCCUUUUGCUUGGAAGCUUCUUCCGAAGGAGGUUAUCACUUGCAGGUUUUUACCACAGGGGUCCUCCCACUAGUCCGUUUGCCCUGGGGUGCACUUUGCCCAUGCCUGCGGGACCUGUGGUAGUGUAUGUCACUGUGUGGGACUCUGAUGCCUCUCAAGGUCCUCCAAGGCAGGCACUGUGCCAUCUCUCACCCACAGUGUGCAACCUUGUGUUUAUACAUCAUGUAUCCCAGGGAUUUCACAGCUUCUUAAAUAUUGAAACUUUGUUGCUUUCAAGGACUACACCAAAGGCAAAUACCUCUCUAGGGGAACAGGUCAGAGAAGACCUUCCCAGACUCAGGAUGUUGUCUUUUUCCUGCAGAGCACAGGAGGUCACUUUGUGCUGGGGAAAUGUGUUGAAGAUAUAAAACGAGGCUGGACUCAGGUAGUAGUUUGCAUAGAAUCAGGCCUCAGUUCUGGUAGGAUCUGGUUGCAUCCGAGGUAAAAGAAACUGUCUUCAUGGAGUAAAUUCUGGGAGCUGGGAAAUUACUCUCCCCCACAUUAAGAUUCUCCUGAUAACAGGCCAGUGGGGAGCUUCAGUAGGGAAGAGAACAUGUCACCCAUCUACAAGGUGACUUUUCUGUCUGUGGUUUUGAACUUUGGGGGAUAGUUAGCUCUAUGGUAGCAUGCAUACCAGACAGACACAAGGCCCGAAGUCUGGUCCUCAGCAUCAGGGAAAGGAGACUUUGUGAGUAUAUAGGGGACUUGGGUGUACAACGGGAAAACCCAGGUUCUAGCCUGUUCCCCACCUGUUGCUCCAUUUCCGGUUUGCUGUAUGACAUUCAGUGGUCUGAGUCACAGUUUCUUUACCUGUCCAUUCAGUAAAUUCUGAGUGCUUAUUACCUACCGGGUAUUAGGUAUUAGUGAGGUGGCGUCCAUAUAAGUAAUGCAUAAAUCAAUUUUGUGAUACUUGUCUGGUGUUCUCUUUGUUAAAAUGAAGACUCUGGAAGGAGGGGCCUUAAGGAGCUACCUGCCACUGUGAGUGAUUCUUGGCUUUUAGGGCUUUGACAGGGAAGAGAAGGGACAGGGCACAAGGUCCUGGAGCACUAAAGACAAUUCGACCUGAGGCUGGGUCUGAGGUAGGGAUUGCAUGGGGGAUGAGACUGAGAAGUUCUGCAGGAGCAAGCCUUGUGCAAGCCUCCAGCAGAGGAGCAAGCCUUAGUGCAAGCCUCCAGCAGGUAAUUACCUGUCGUGUAGGAGCCAGUUCAAAAGCAGCAGCAGCGUGUACACUGGCACCUGUGCUCUGAGUGCACUGCCACCCACGUCCAGGGCAGCACCCUGAAUAAAAAACACAGCUUCUCCCAUCAUUUUCAUCCGCUUGAACGAUUUAACCCUCUCAGCCCCACUUCCAGUAUCUACACAGACCGAAUCUGGAGUUUUAAUGCGAUCCCCAACUCCUUUACCCUGCUUUAUUAAUUUCCUUCCAAUUGUGUCUACAUUGUGCUGUUCCUUUGAAGUAUGGGGUGGAGUUUAAAAAAAAUUAAGUGAGAAAUAUAAAUCAAACUCCUAGGCUUGAAACCAAAAAGAAAUUGUUAACGACCCAAAUGGAGAAUCUCAGGACUGUUGCCUAGAGACAUUGUGUUGUGAGCCGUUAAUUAUUAUUAUGUAAUGGAUGGACUAUGGUUCCUGGGACGGCUGGGUUCUCUUCGGUAGUGUAUCUCUCAGACGUGAGGCCUAGGGUAACAGAUCCUCAGAACCCUGGUGUUUUUAUUCAGCACCACAGUGGAGGUCUGGGGCAGCACCACAUGGAAAGCACCUCGCCAAGCACGGGAGAGCAGAUGAUCAGGCCCGAGACAUGGUCUAUCAUGAGUUAACUUCAUUACCGUGUGAUUCCUCUUGAUAUCUUCACUGAUGCCAACACGUCAAUCAACAAACCUGCUGGGACUCUUGUAAGGAACUGCCCUUUGAUUGUCUAGGCCAGGACGGGUUAUAUAUGAUCUCUGGUGGCUGUUCAAGAAGACUAAUGGCUGAAGGAAAAACUUAGCCCUGACGGCUGGUAAAUGAAUUAGGAAGUCAGGAAGAGCUCCCAGGAAGUUCAUCCAAUAAUGAAGUAACAUUUUAUAUUAAAAUGCAUGUUCUUUCUCAUGGUGAACAACAACAGAAAGCGGGGGUGGGGAUGGGGGUGGGGGUGAGGUGGAGAACAAAACAGAAAAACAACGAACUACAGCUCUGUUUUUCUGUGGUGAUGUUUGUCAUAGGGGCUCAUGUCAGGCAUCAUGAGACCCGCUGGCCCCGCUCUGGUGUAGUGGGAGUUCUGUUUUUCGUUGCUGGGAUUCCAAACCUGUGCAGUUCUCUCCUGAUCCAGCUGAAGAAGCAGAGGCCAAUGUGACCCAUUUGUUUUCUAUGACAGUGUAACUACAAACUUAGUUUCAACAUAGCACACUUGUGUCAUGGUGCAGCUCUGAUGGAUGAGGGCCUGACGUGGCUUGACUGGGUCCUUCAUGGCGGGGUCUCACAAGGUGGAACUGAAGUUACUGGGUAGGAUUGUGAUCUCAUCCAAGGUUUGACAAGAUAAAGGCUGUUUCCAAACAGUUCCUUAUGACUGUAAGGUGGUGUUAGCUUCUUCUUGGCUGUCAGCUAGAGACCACCUUCAGGUCCUUGGCUUGUGGAUUUCUCCACAAGACCACUUGUAUCUUUGUUUGUUUGUUUGUUUUUGUUUUUGGAAAGAUUUAUUUAUACAAGUACACUGUGGCUGUCUUCAGACACACCAGAAGAGGGCAUCGGAUCACAUUACAGAUGGUUGUGAGCCACCAUGUAGUUGCUGAGAAUUGAAGUCAGUGCCCUUAACCACCGAGCCAUCUCUCCAGCCCCAACCUCUUGCAUUUUUUAAUGCCAAUGAAGGAGAAAGUUAUCUCAGUGUAUAUAUCACCCAUCUAACCUGACCUAAGCAAAUGCAUCCUGCCUUACACAUCCUCUCACCCAUCUAUAGUCUACAUGGCUAGAAGCAAAACACUUAGAGCCUAUAUUCAAAGAUGGGCUCGGUCAAGGACAGGGACACUUGCAGAGGUUGGCUGCUACUGCCACAUGGGACGUGAGUGGUGUGCUGGAGAAGGUGGAAUAAGUAGAAAGGCAAAGGGAGCAUGGCCUGUAGGACCCCAAAACUUGCUCUUGCCACAACCCCUACCCUCUAUUUUCGUCUUACAGCAUGCGAUCCUGAAAAAUUCAUGCAGACACCAAUCUAUAGGCCCGUUGUUUCUAGGCCUUCUCUAACGUCAAGGCAAACAAAGCCCUUUGCAUUCUAAACAUUGGCUGGGUCCCAGUGGUGCCAGCAGCUCUGUUGCCUUCACGUGCCCAUUCCUUCUUUGUCCCUUUUAUUUAUUCUUAAAUAGUCAUUUGUGGAAAAUUAAGAGACAGACAAGAUCCCACUAGUGGAGUCCAGCCCCAGUGUCAAGCAUGCUGUUGGUGAAUUUAAUGAUUAGCCAUUUGAGAAGGAGCUUAACAGUGCUUAGAAAAGCUAACCCUGUGAGGUGUGGAACAGCUCUGAGCCUGGGCCCCGCCUUUCACUCCGGAGUGCCAAGUCAGUGCAGACCAGAGAUUCUGAAGAGAACGGAUCACUUCAGACCACCAUCUGGAGUUUUACAAAGCACACAAUGGUUUGCAUUCUGAUAAUGAGCCAUCCUCAGCCAGGGAGUCAUUGACAGGUACUAAAUGCCACCAUGUUCCUGGGCACACUGUGGCUUGUGUAAGGCAGGAUGCAUUUGAUUAGGUCAGGGCUUCCUUUGCUAACAGAAUCUCCCAGGGCCCUGGAAAGGUAGAUCUGACUAUUCAGUUUGUCAGCAUGUGGCUGGGAUUCAGGGAUGUUAACAAGAACAAAGGCCACAAAGCUGAGAUGGGACUCUGGACUCUGUCCUGUUAACUUGAUCUUGUACCAGAUGUCAUGAAACCAAGCAAAGCCCUUUUUCCAGUUGCCAUAAUGCGUUGCUGAAACCAGUGACUGUUUGCUAGAAACUCAAAAGGGCAGGGCUUAGAGAAGAGCUUAGUCUUCUGUGUCUUUGCUUUCCAGGGAAGGAGUAGAAAAGGUAAAGCCUGAGCGCCUGGAAUGUCGCCUUGUGAAAUACAAAGUAGCAACACUGUGACUCGGAGAGAUACAUGGCCUCAGUAUUGGAUACAAAGUAUCUAUCCGCACUAGGAAACAGGGAAUGUAUAUCCACACUGGGAGCUAGACAUGUACACACACACACACACACACACACACACACACACACACACACACACACUCUGUUGGAGAGGGAGAAAGGAGAAGGGAGAGGGAGGCAGAUCUAUUACUGAAAGUGAGUGAACUAGACACCAUGGUACAUGCCUAUAAUCCCAACAUUCAAGAGGCUGAGGUAAGAGGAUAGAGAGUAAAAGGCCCGCUUGUCUAUGUAGUGAGUAAAACCAAAACCACACAAUAAGGCAUGCACCAGCCUGGAGAAAAAUGAUUGCUGAGAUCUAUGGAAGAAGCCUAGAAAGUUACAGAUUUUUGAGUAUGAUGUCGUUGGAAGACCACGACCAGCUAAGAAGACCAUAUCCAUCUCUAUUUUCAGGGACACGUAAACACAUAGUUAUCUGAGAUCAACAGCCUAGUUCUAUAAUAAUUCCCCUCAGGUCAGGGCGCUGGUACAGUGGUGGCCUGGGAAGGGUGUCCUUUUUCAAGUUUGAAGUUUUUACAAGGAGGAAAUAUUUCUGCAUUCAUUACCUGAGCCAUUAGAAACUUGCUGCUGCUGCUGCUGCUGCUGCUGUUUUUAAGGACCAUCUACCUGGGCUACCUUGUGCUCAGCUACAGCCAAAAGUUGUAGUUAUUUAUAAGUCAACUUGACAAUAAGGAAAAAGGAUACGCUAAAAAUACCACGUCAACAAUAGGACUUUUCCUCCAGAGACUUCUAAAUCAGCAGGACUUUGAUGUCUGGCUACUGUGUAAACAGGGCAUUUGCCAGGGUUGCACUGUGGUCACCCUAGAGAGAAUUUCCCUAAUGACCCAUGGGGGAUGAAGAUGAGUGUGCAGACCUAUCAUGUGUCCAGACGGUCAGCUGUCCCAUUUCACCUCAUGUUAGAUAAUCUUCCAGGACGUGCAGGACGUGUAUGUGUGAGUAUGUGAGGGUGUGUGUUAUUAAUCUUUUGUGCUUAUGUGUGUGUGUGUGUGUGUGUGUGUGUGUAUACACACACACACUAUAUAUAUGCAUAUAUAUAUAUAUAUACAUACACACACAUAUAUAUGUUUGUUUUGCUUGGUCCAUUUUUAAAUGAACAUUUGGCUGUAAUUUGUGGAGUUACCCAUACAGAUCAAUCCAAUAGUCGAAACAAUAAAAAGCGUGGUGUCAGAGUGAUGACGUAGCUACUGUAAAACGUACAGAAUCACACCCGAGAAUUUCUAUAAUUAAGUGGUCUUUGCAGGGGUGAGGUCUCUGAGUAUGAAGCCACGUCACUAAAGCCUUAGGAACAUCUCAUCAGACUCUAGAUGAAAUGGUGAAAGUUGUGUAUGAGAUACGCGCCGUGCAGUACUCGUGGUGCCUGUGUGCUAACAGUGCCCAGGAAGUGGGAUUCGUUCAGCCACUUACCCGUGAGCGAGCACCUCCAUGGGAGAGUGGGAGCAGGAGCCACGGACAGCUGAUGGCCGUCUAUUGAGAGUGCGUGCAAGCUCUUGCAGCACGCUGUGGACGCAGAGGGAGCCAGCAGGGGUUUGCCACUUCUUUAAAAUGUCUCCCUGGACAACUGGUCCUUUUUCCCCUCUGUGGCUGCUUUAGGGCAAGAGUCCAGCCAUGGUGGCUUCUCCCUCUCAUCCUCUCACUGAGAAAACAGACAGUGGGCAUGCCAAGAGAUCAUGGUUGUUAGCUGUUCUGUUUUUCUCUGGAUUUGAACAGAUGAGAGGCUGGUAGUACUUGUGUAUGUGAGCAGAGAGGGGGGGUUUUCACCAUCUUAUGUUAUUCCCUAGAGUGCUGUCUGAAGUACCCUGAAGUGAGGUGGAUAUAUUUUGAGGCUGUAGGCUCUCUUUGGCCUUGCAUUGUAUACAAUAGGAACUAACUUAUUUUAAUCUUAUAUGUAAGGGGGAAAACGCUUUUCUGUCUCAACAAAUCUUCCCAAUUCAGUAAAGCAGAAUCUUGGAAUUUUUUACCUUAGAAGAGAAAGCUUUCUAGUCUUUCUUGAAACAGGAACAAUGAUUUUUUUAAUUUUAUAUAAAUAUUAUAAUUAUAAUGGUAGCACUGUGUUGGACCCAGGGUCUCUCUCAUAGGUAAAGCAAGCACACUACCACUGAGGUAUAGCUCCACCCAUUUUUUUUCCUCUUAAAUAUUUCAGACAGGGUUUUGCUAAGUUGCCCAGGCUGACCUUUAACUUGUUCCAUAUCUGUGACAAAGCCCAAAGCUGUAAUUCUCCACCUCAGCCUCCUGAGUAGCUGGGAUGACAGGUGUGUGCUUCCAAGCCCAACAGCAAAUCAAUAGUAUUAUUUUUUUAAUGCCUUUAGGUGAAUUUCCAGAUCCACCCCUGGAUGCUCUUUCAGUCCUCCAGAGUUGGUGUUAGCCUUCCCGACUCUAAAAUGAGGUAACACUCCCUGGAAACACGAGUCACUGCCGAGCUUCCAUCCAGGUAUCUCAACUGGACUUUUACCAAGAGCUUACAAUGUUCCCCCACCAUGCUGUGCUGGGUCCCUGGUCAAACACACAUCACUCACCUUGUGUGAGGGGCACGAUGGAUAAACAGUACACUCUGCUCAGGAACGUGUGUUGUAAUCAAGGUAUUUUUAAAUGCAGAUGUUCAGUGCAAGCACGUUUGGAGCCUCGACCUUCUUAUCUGUAUGGUGUGGGAACAGCUGUAGAUGGCAUUUCUCCUCCUUACUGGCUCUGCCACUUGGAGAGCCUGUGGGAACAAAUAUUUGUUUUGCUCCAGCAUUGAAAGAUAAAUACACCAAGGGACAGAGAGUAAAUAUUUGCAGCCUCCUGAAGUGUGCCCCACCCUGUGUUAGAGAUGGCUUCCCAAGGCAUUGCAUGGGUGGGUUUCUGCUGUCUGUUUUUCCUCGGAGUAUAACAGCACAAGUUUCCAGUGGUCUUAAAAUGUAUGCUCUUUGGUGUGUGUGUGUGUGUGUGUGUGUGUGUGUGUGUGUGUGUGUGAGAGAGAGAGAGAGAGAGAGAGAGAGAGAGAGAGAGAGAGAGAGUUUACCUGUGACCCCAGCUCCUCUAGAGACUGAAGCUGGAGGAGUAGCUGAGCCCAGGAGCUCCGGUUCUGUCUUUGCUACCUAGUGUCACUCUGGAAACAGAAGCAGAUAGGUGAAGAGGGCAGAGAAGCCAAUUUAGUGGUAGAGAGAAGAAAAAGAGAGCAGAGAAAGGGAAAGAGAGGAGAGAGGGAAGACAGUCUGGGAGGAAGAAGUAAGGUCUUAACGUGCUAGACAUUUCCACCUCAGAAUGAGGUGUGCUGUAGGAGCUGUGCCUCUUCUCUCAUUUCCUCUUAGCUACUUGAGGGGAAUCGCAGAGUAUGACACACCAGGAUGAGAUAAUGCCUGGGAUCUGGUGGGUGACGUCAUCCCAGAAAGGCUUCCUGUGAGAACAGGAGUUUCCGGGCCUGAGAGUCCUGAGAUCCUGAGGGGUAAGGGACCACACUGUUUGCGUCCGUAGAUUUUGCAGACCUAGCAACCAGGGCCACUUUCUUUCUGCUCCGUGAGAAGGAGAUACAGCAAUGGUAGAGCCAUAAUCCUUGGCUGUGAGCUUAGAAUCCGAAGGUCUCCUUGUGCCCAGGGAUUCAUGCAGUGGGAAGGAUCUGUGAGCAAACUUAGCCAGUGCAUGUCAUCUAACAGGCUGUCCGAGUUUGGGUAGGGGAUGUAGGAUAUCACGAUCAGACAACCAGGAUUUUAUCCACCAUUGUUUUGUUAUUUCUAUAUAUUUAAUAAACUCUCAUCUUGGGACAUUCGUAGAUACAGAAAAGAGAAUCCCUGAUUACCUUUGCCUAGCACCCCACACCAUACGCUUACCACAGUCAAGAGAGGGUGCUGGUAUUUUACUACUGCGAUCAUGAUAGACUCUGUUGAGACUGGACCACACAUUCAUCUGUAUUUGAUUCACUGAUUCAUUCAUCGACCCAUUGAUUCAUUCAUUGAGGCAGGGACUCACUAUGUAGCCUAGACUGGCCUCAAACUCAUAACUCAACUUUAAAAAAAAAAUUAAAAGUUUAAUCCAGGUAUAGUGAUACUGCACCUGGAAUCUCAGCAGUUGGGAGGCUAAGGCAGGAGGAGCAUUACAAGCUGAAGACCACUGGGCUACUUAGUGAAACCCAGUCUCAAACUAAUUUAAAAAUAACUGUAACACACAUACACAUGCGCAUGCGCGCGUGCACACACACACAUACACACGCACACACACACCCCUACCCUAAUAUACAAACAUAUACAAAAUCCUGCCUUUAAACCUUGUCUUCCCAAGUGUGUGGACACCAAGUUAUAUGGAUAGAUACUGUAUCCGUCUGCCCUUUGGAGUAGGUUAGACAAGAGGUCAAGUGUCUUUUGGGGAAGCUUCACUGUGAAUGACAGUGUUGUGUUGGUUUCUUGGUGUUUUAGACUUGAUACUUGAACUUAAGCAAUUCACGUUCUUGGGCUGCCCGUUGUAGCUUUUAGCUUCUCUCUCAUGGCUGAUGCCAGCUAUUGUUUUUCUGUGCCCACAGCAGAACCCUUCCCCUCUACUCUGCCCUGAUGCCCUGUCAGAUGCUAUACCAUGUCGCAGAGCUCUUUGGAACUUUGAGAGGAAAGCUGCCUCUUGAUAAGUUCUCUGGAUUUGCUCCUUUGAGUUUAUGACAUCCCCCCCCCCCCGACCCCGCCAAGGUCUUUUAAUAUCUUAUUUCCCAAUGUGUGACUAUGUUUUGCUUUUUAAAAUAAAUAAAAACACUGAAAAAUUCAAUGAUAACUCAGAUAAAAGAAUCUAGCUAGAAAGGUGGAAGUGACUGACUGUCUUCUGUAAGAUGCGUACUGAGGAGGUCCACCCUGGUGUUAUAUUUCUCAGUGUGAAUUGUUACUGGCCGCACAGCUGUGUAAUAUCACUUGACUUCACAGUGGGUUUUCAGCCUUAAAAAUAUAUUGACUUACUGUAGAAAAAUCAAGAAAAUGUAAAUUUUUUUUCUUACGUUGUUACUUUUAAGGGCCACACGAUAUUAUAGUUUAUGGCUAAUUUUAGCUCAUAAAUUAUAUUUAACUAACUUCCAUUUUUUAAACUAGAAUUUGUUUGGGCUGAUCAAUUUUAUAGAUUCACUUCUGCAUACAUCCACGAAGUUAAAUUUCAGAGAAUGGAAUUACUGAGCCCACACUGUAUACUGCGUGCUGCUUAGUGGCUGCCUCAGGAGUUAACAGCAUUUUUGAGACACAGGCUUUGCGCACAAUCCUGAGGCUGAGGUCCCUCUGUUAGCCUGGUUCUGUGCACAUGGAAACUCGCUGGGUGGGUUUAGACACAGGAGCUAGCUGAGCCUUGUCAGGUGACUUACGGACUCCUGGCAGGGAACGAUUUGUCAGGACCUGUUACAGUUCGUCGUGACCUCAUUCAUCUACUGAAGUCCAUGGCCUCGGAGCGAAGGGCUGACAAGGGGGCAGGCUUCCACAGGCUCUGCCCGACUCAACAUUCCUUGCCCUCCAGCUUCAAGAAGCUUCACAAAAUAACCCAUUUCAUGAGCAGUUACCUUUCUCGGUUCUCACUGGUAAUUACUAGACCAUCUUUUAUCAUCGUGUUUUCUGCCUGAUGGACUGUCAGACCAAACUUCUUGGCAGGUUUUCCAGUCAAUUAAAAUAGAAGGCUAAUUUCACUGAGCAUCCAGCUGCGGGUGGGAUUAUAGCACAGGGCAGAAACUCAGUUGGCUAUGCUCUGUAUAGUGUAGGGUAGCAGAGAUGGGAAGUGUCUGGGUCCUUUUUCCUUCUAAAUAAAGUCUACUUGGGAGACUGGGCUCGCUCGCUGCUCUGUGGUAGAGCACAUGUUAGCAUAUUAGGAACUCUUAUGUUUAACUUCAGACACCUAAAAAAAUAAUGUUGAUUACUUCAACUCUUCUGGCAUAUGGGAAUCAUCAGUCUCGUCAGCUCUGGAGUUGGAUUCUGACUUUUCGCUUUCCUCGGGAAACCAUGUGUUUACCACAGAAAGCAAAUGCUGUGUGUUUUGAAGGAGCAAAUUCAAGAUAAAUGUGUGGAGGAUGAGAGAGUGAAGUCCGUCACAGAUCAGUCCUCUCACGUGAUCCUGGACCCUUCCGAGAGGUCCUUUUUAUAACGUCUGGUUAUCUUGUGAGUCUGUUUGGAACCUGCUUGGACUAAAGCCACAUUGGCACCCCCAAACACAGGACCGUGUCUGAUCUGUGUGGGGACUCUGUGGGUGAGUGAGUAAAUCAUGAGUAUGCCAUGGAAUGAAUAGUACUCAAGGCUGCUAACUAAUCCCACGCCUCAAUGGGUAACGUUUUGGAAGCAACUUUUCUUUGGAAAUGGCUCCUGAUUAGUUCCCAUUUCCUCAAGAAUUGUAAUAAAUUGAAUAAGGAAUCUGAAUGUGAAAAGAAAGUAGGGAGGAAUCCUUAAAGCACCCACAGGUCUUUAUUGAUCUUUAUUGACUAAAAUCAGCCUGUUCCUAGCGUGGUCACACAGCCUCAGGAGGACAAACCAGGGAGAAAAUGCUUGUGUCCUGCUGUGAGGGAGUACCUCUGCCAGUGGAGCUGUGUGAAGGAGGACAUUUCUGUAGCAGAAAUGUUGCACCAAAACUAAUGUCCCUUUGGGGAAAUAGAUUGGGGGUAGAGUUAAGAUAUUUUUCGGCCCUUACGGAAAAUUGAGGAAAUAAACACAGACAAUUUUUCUCUUACCUAUUGGGAAACUGAAGAAAUAAAAUUUUAAAGUGUUUUCUUCUUUUUUUGAUCUAUGAGAAAAUCUUUCCCCUGCCCCACAACAGGAAGCCCAUGUCAGCUGGGUAGUAACACUUUUCUGUCCUUUGUUUCCAGAGGUUGGGAUGAACCAUUGGAGAUUCAGCCACAGGGUACUGCACUUAUCAAGUUCCAGUUCAGCCCUCAGCUUGCAUGUACUGUACCUCAUGGUGGGUUAUGCUGGUGAAGUAGGAGAAAAGGCCCCCCGGGGCUUGAGUUCUUUCAAGGGAACAACAUAGUCCUGGUAGAUGGCCUAGACCUUUGGAAAUAAAAGUAGCUAUUAAAUAAUUAAUGAACUCCUACUUUGAAACAAAAUGCAUUUGCGUAAGAUCGAACCCUCAUGUUUGUUUAAAUUGUUUCAUUUUAAUAUAGGGGUACACCCAUUCAUAAAACACAGCUUGAAGCAUAUACAUACCACACAUGCACAUACACAGUUCUCAGGUGAGAAGGCUCAUGCUCGAAGAAAGUUUAAGCAGCUCUACUUAGAACAACAAACUUAAACCUGGCUUGGUGUGUGCCCUAUGAUACCAGCACUAGGGAGACUAAGGCAGGAAGGUUAUGACUCACACCAAGAAAAAAAAAACAUCAGCUAUGAACAUACAGGAAGAGAACCCAGAGCCCUGUGAGCAACCAGUUCGUCUUUGCAGAAACUAUUUGUUUAACACUUUUCAAAAUCCUUAAUCAUAUCAGCAUUGUAUAGAUGCUGCAGGAAACUAUAAAAGUAUAAAGAUUAUUAAAUUAUCAUUUCAAAAACGGAUUUAUUUCACUUUUAAUCAUGUGUAUGUCUGUAUAGCGGUUCCAGGGGUACAGAGGGUGUUGGACGUUCCUCGAGGAGGAGUUACUGGCAGCUGUGAGUUAGUUGCCAGGUGUGGAUGCUGGGAACUGUAUUUGGGUCUUCUUCAAGAGCAGUGCCCAUUCUUUACUUAUUAGUACUCUAGCUCUCAACCUUAAUGUUCUUAAUGGGAGCAGAAGGCUUGCAGCAGCAUUUAAAAACAGUAAAGGCGGGGUUGGGGAUUUAGCUCAGUGGUAGAGCGCUUGCCUAGCAAGCGAAAGGCCCUGGGUUCGGUCCCCAGCUCCGGAAAAAAAAAAAAAAACAGUAAA